AUGUUCAUGCUGGAGGGAUUGUACGAGUCUGUGUACGAUGCGAGGUGGAGCCAUGUCAUGGAAGUAUCCGACGACACAGAAAUGGGAAUGAAGGUGAAGGAGGGGGAACCACCGCAGUCAUGGAAUUACAAGGCAGUUGGCCGAACUCUCGAAAAGGAUGACGGUGUGCAGCAAUCCGGUGAAGCACCUCCCAGGCUGAUGGUUCUCACCUCGGACAAGGGAUGGCCGUACACGCUGAAUGCGCCGCAUGGAUGUGGUAAUGACUUGUGUGUUAACUGUGAGGUGGAGCGAGUGUGGCAGAUCGUCAAGGGCGAUCUAACCAAGUGGUUCAGCAAUUUUCAUUUGACUUUCAAUCCUUCACCCAGGCGGCGUCUGUUGAUUGGGACGCCCGGGAUUGGGAAGUCAAUGAAUGCCGGUUCUUACCUCCUCUACCAGCUGCUGCACUGCGAUGUGGCGAAACUCCAAGUGGUUGUCCACUGUUUUGGAGAGGAUGCGUACGUCUUUGACAAGACCACCAAAACCGUGACACAAUACGUGGGUAACAAAAUAUCGAAGAAUGUUUUGGGUGGUUUGAGGCAGCGUGGGAUGAAAGGGUAUAUUAUUUACGAUGUGGCAAAGGAAGGAACGCCGCCCGACACAGGUUUUGCGCCCUCCACCGGAUGGGGCAUGAUUGUGGUGUCAUCCCCAGAGGUAAGCAACUAUGAUGAAUGGGAGACGCAACUAAAAGCCAGUCGAAUCAUCAUGAAUUGCCCCGACGAGGUGGAUGUGAAGGCGAUGUGUGCGUGGAUGAAGCGAGGUCUGGAACCAGAUAAGCAAGCGGAAUACUGGAGGAUGGUUGAAAAACACAUGGAAAAAGUGGGGCCGAUUCCACGUCACAUCUUUGAUGAGGAUGAUUAUAUUGAUCGCAUGAGUGCCGUUGAUGAUGCCUUGUUAUCGAUCAAACCUACUGAUGUUGGAGAGCACUUUACCCUGAGAGGAAGUAAGCUAUGGUAUUCCGAGGAUCCGUCUCACAAACUUCUGAAGGUUGUCCGGGAAAUAACAGAAAAGGGUGCUGA
Molecule: messenger RNA, 1055 nt
Organism: Trypanosoma cruzi
Lineage: Eukaryota; Euglenozoa; Kinetoplastea; Trypanosomatida; Trypanosomatidae
Product: retrotransposon hot spot (RHS) protein, putative
Exons: 1
Source: RefSeq, a predicted model, not a curated record